AUGGGCUUCCUCUCCUUCACGCGCAAGCGCAAGACGAGCGAGCAUCCCGGCCAAUCGCCGCCGAAGCGCUCCUUCUCCUCGUUCUCGCUGCGCCCCCGCUCCUUCUUCGACAGCAACGAGCCGCCUACCAAGCUCGAGCCGGCCGUCCCGCGCCCUCGUCAGAGGGCUACCGCUCGGGACACGCGUGAGCGCGCUGCACUCCUGCACGACCUGAAUGCGAACUACUUCUCCCAGUCCCUCCCCUCUGGAACCAGGGGCAACAGGGGCGCGACGUUCCACCCCGGCGCCUCUGGCGGGGGGAUGGACUGGCGCCUCGGCGCCACCGCCGCCGAGGCCACCGGCGCAGAGGCGGAGGAAGCGAGCCGGGGCGAGUUUGCAGCCUUCAUGGCGCGCAACGGGCUGGACUCGGACGAGGACAGCGAGGAGGAACUGCUCCCUCCUCCCACUCGUCGUGCGCCCAGGGCCGACGGCCGGCCGAUCGGACUCGGCGAGUUCGGUCGCCACUCCAUGUUUGACGCGCCUUGCGCGCCCGUCGAGCCCCUCAGCAAGGUGCCCACCAACGCUAGCCUUGUGCUGCCGCCCGGCGCCAUGCACCCGACCCCGCCCCGGAUCGACUUUGCCGCGGAGGUGUUCCGCCCCAUUGACUGGGGGUUUAAGAAGAGGAAUGCUGCUAUGGUGAGUUACUACAUUUGA
Messenger RNA from Trichosporon asahii var. asahii CBS 2479, 693 nucleotides. RefSeq lists its product as uncharacterized. The coding region runs from base 1 to 693 and encodes 230 amino acids. Lineage: Eukaryota; Fungi; Basidiomycota; Tremellomycetes; Trichosporonales; Trichosporonaceae. The record is from RefSeq and is a predicted model, not a curated record. The transcript has a single exon.